AGAAUGUUGAGGCCGGUGGUCUCUGUGGGUGAACAAGAGAGCGAGGUAAACAUAUGGAGGCUUCAGCUUCAGCAGCUCAAGGUGUAGGCAACAUGGCUCCACCUGAAGGUUCAAAACACAAAAAAAAUAGAAAGCGCUCGAAGAAGAGGACACCUCUGGUUGGGGCGUGCGCAUCUUCCGAUUCAGGAGGGACUCUAGGAGAGCAAUCACAGGAAGGGCAAAUCUCUGUGCCUUCAAUAGCUGGAACACCAAAACCAGUCUCUCCAAAUUCAGUUGAUCUUACAUCUUCCCCUAAACCUAAAGUAAGAAUUCCACAAGCUACAUCACCAAAGAAAGGACCUUCACAAGGACUAGACAGUAAUGUUGGGUCAGUGAAAGGAGAGCCUUCACAACUCGGGAAACAUAUAGCAGGACUCCAACAUACAAAGGCACCUAAAGGUGGCACUUCAAAAAAAGGCUCACCAAAAAUAACUGUUUCAAAUGGACCAGUUUCUGCAAUAGAACCAUUGACAGCAGGGCCAACACAACCAGUUGCACAAAAUGAUAAAACUUCAAAGUCAUCUAAUUUUGAAACAUUGCACAAAGUUAGAGUUUCAGGAGCUGAAGCACUAGCAAAAGUGCCUUCACAAGAGAAAACUAAAUUAAAAUCCCUUGAAAAGCAGUCUCCGCAAAAAGCAUCUGCUUCAUCACAGUCAUCGUCUGUUCAAGAGUCCAAUUUAUCCUCUACCUGUUCAUCACAACUGUUGGCAUUAGAAACACAAGCAAUUACAUCAGCUGUAACUGUGGAAAAUUCUCAUUCACAGACAAAUGUGAAAGAGCAGAACAUCUCAAGUGACAGUGUGACAGAAAGAACUAAUAAUUCAAAAUUUAACCCAUUAAACUUUGAAUUGAACUCAAUCAUCAUGACUGAAGCAACAAGCAAGUUAGAUCAUCUCUGUAAUCUUUUGGACCGUAUAGUUAUUCAACAUAGUGGUAAUGAGGCUUGUAGCAAUAGCACUGGUAAACCUAUUUCAACUGGUCAGGAUGCCAGAGAAACAUCACCAGUGAAAAUUAUUUCCUCAGAAUUAGUGUCUCUUCCUAGUACUGUGUUAGAGUCUACAAGAGUAAAAUCUAAGGAAGAAAUAGAACGAGAAAGAAAGGCUCGAAAAGAUGCUAAAAAAAUGUCUAAGAAAAAAAACGAAGAAAAGAAUCAAAAUGAAAAUAAAUCGGAAAGUGAUAAUCAUGUUAAAAUGGAGAGUAAGACAGAGAUUCUACACAAACAGAAGCCGACGGCUCUGGCUACGAUUACUCUAGAGAAACAACAUGUGGACAAACAGAAGCCACUGCAACAGAUACAGAAAGAAAAGUCAUCUGCAACAUCUCAAGGAACAAGUCAAGAAGGUGCAAGUGGAAAAUCAAAGGCAGAUUUGCGGAGAGAGAGGCGUGAGAAACAGGAGGCUCAGAGGCAAGCAAAAAUAACAGCUAUAGCUAAACAAGAGCCAGAAAAACAACACAAGGGGCAGGUACAAGUCCACCUUGGUAAUGAUAAAGUAAAGCUUCCCCAGAAAAAAAAGAAGAGUGGAUGGGAAGGAGGAAGGAGAUGGAGAAAGAGUCCAGUGGACAACUACCAGACCGGUCAUAGGAUUCCCUUAUUGGGCCAUCUCACGCCACACUCUUCCCAGCCACCCAUUUAUCCUGUCAAUUGUGAUGCCAUCCAUCCAGCUAUUCGAACUCUUGGAUUGAAAAUGAAGGAUCGCAUUGUGGAUGGCUCAACAGCAAGAGUUGUUUCUACACUGGCUGCGUUAAAGCGAUUUAUUAGCGAUUAUCGAACGCCCGAGUCAUGUGAUCUUUCACGUGAUUUAGCUGAAAAACUACUUCCAAAUGUGGCUUUUCUCAAUGCAUGCCGACCUCAAGCAAUAGCCAUGGACAAUGCAAUUCGAUUUUUAAAGCACAAGGUCAAUAGCAUUGAGCCCAACAUGCCUGAAGCACAAGCCAAGGAUGAGUUACGAACAUCCAUUGAUGAAUAUGUGCGGGAUAACAUUAACCUGGCCAGUAGCACUAUAGCUUCACAUGCUGCAUCUCUCAUCCAGGAUGGAGAUGUUAUUCUCACUUUUGGAUAUUCUGCCCUGAUGUAUGAGGUGAUUGAAGCUGUAUAUAAUGGCGGCAAUAUAGUUAGUGUUGUUGUGGUAGACUCUCCAUACCCUUCUUCUGGUGCUGCUAUGGUCAAGAGACUGUCCGCCUUGGGUGUUACCACUUAUUACCGGCUUAUCACAGAUGUCACGCAUAUUAUGCAUAAGGUGACCAAAGUGGUGGUGGAGGCAGAGGCAGUGAUGAUGAACGGAGCCAUUCAAGGAACUUGUGGCACCGCUGGAUUAGCCCUUGCUGCGGCUAAUCAUGAUACACCAUUUAUUGUGCUCUGUCAUACCUACAAGUUUUGCAACAAUGAUCUGACUGACUCUUUGGUUAUUAAUGAAUUAGGAGAUGCAGAUACUGUAGUCUCAUGUCCAUCAAAAGAAUACCGUGAUCUUCUUGCUAAUUGGAGAGAGACACAGAAUCUGAAUGUUGUGAACCUUGUCUAUGAUGUGACACCAGCCUGCUUAGUUACAGCUCUUGUUACAGAACAGAGCGUUUUGCCUACGUCUGCAGUGCCAGUUAUCAUCCGUCGCAAUUAUGCUGACAUUCUUGGCCAAGAUUAAGAUAUUUUAUUUGCAGGUUUUAUGAAUAUAUGAAAUGUUUUAAGAUAUUUAUUACAUUUUCUCAAAUUGUUUCCUUAACAUUUAGAAAUUUGAAUAGAUUUAUGAAUUACGUUGUGUGAAAUUUACACAGUACAAUAGCUUGCUAGGGAGUUCUCAUUCUCUAUACGGUACAGUAUAUGGCUGCCAUCUUCCACAAAAGUAACACAUUUUUUAUUCUUUAAAAAUCAUUCAGUUGCAUCGAGAAUUCAAGACCAAAGUAAUCUUUUGACUGGGCAAUAUAAUUCUUCCAUUAAAUUUUUGUUACAACAAUUAUUUUUGUAUCUAUACUGUUUAUUUAUCUUAAUAAAACCAGGAAAAAGCUGAAGUCUAAAUGAAUUUUGUUCUUUGAAUCUCUUAAAUGUACAGUACUCAGAAAAAUAGACAUGAUUAAUGCAUAGAUAGGGAAAAAAUGGUAGUAUCAGAAUUCAUAAAUCAUUGUAAAAUAUAGUAAACCGUUAAUAAUAUACUUGCUAUAUGGGCAUGCUUUAGACAAACCUUUUUUCCUUCCAAGAUGAACCUGUCUAACCUUGAUGCAUUUCUCUGGAACCUAAUCUUAUCAUGCAUUGUAAAAUGCAUUAAAGAUUUUUUGUAUCACCUCAAGGAAUAAAUUUGUUCAUACUACACUGUGAUA
Molecule: messenger RNA, 3345 nt
Organism: Procambarus clarkii (red swamp crayfish)
Lineage: Eukaryota; Metazoa; Arthropoda; Malacostraca; Decapoda; Cambaridae
Product: eukaryotic translation initiation factor 2B subunit delta
Source: RefSeq, a predicted model, not a curated record